UCGCUCCUCUGACCAAGAUUACAUUUUUUAAAUCGAAGAUUCUCAAUUUCGCUCACACCCAACAUUCCUUGAACUGUAUAUAUAUGUUUCUGAUUGUGGGCUACUGUUCUUCAGCGCCUUUCUAUACAAAGUGUUAAGUUCAGGUGAAAAUGGAGAACCCCCAGAAGCCAUGGAAGGUUGAAUAUGCCAAGUCUUCUCGAUCCUCCUGCAAGACCUGCAAAAGUCCCAUUCAGAAGGAGAAUCUCCGCUUCGGCAAGAUGGUUCAGGCCACCCAAUUCGACGGCUUCAUGCCUAUGUGGAAUCAUGCGGCCUGCAUAUUGAAGAAGGCAAAACAGAUUAAAUCAAUUGACGAUGUUGAAGGACUUGAUUCAUUGAGAUGGGAAGAUCAGCAGAAGAUCAGAAAAUAUGUGGAAGACAGUGUAGCUGCAGCUGCAGUUGCUGUUACGCCUGUAGAGAGUGGUAUCGAAGUUUCGCAAACUUCACGUGCUUCUUGCAAGCACUGCAAACAGAAGAUUAUGAAAGGAGAGGUUCGUUUGUCCACUGCCCUAGAUGGUAAAGGGGCCAAGGGCCUGGCUUGGUACCAUGCAAACUGCUACAUGGAACAGUCUCCAUCUACCCAAGUUGAGAAGUUGGCAGGUUGGCAAAACCUCCCACCUUCUGAUCAGGCUGCUGUUAGUGCCUUGGUUAAAAAGCCUUCAUCUGCUGUAAAAAACGAAGAGAAACAGACGACUUCAAAAGCUGGUAAACGUAAAAAAGACACUGUGGAAGACCAGGAUUCUAAAGUUACUAAGGCUGUAGGAGAUGUUUCUGAAAGCAGGUCCAUGAAAAAUGCUAUUGUUUCAGCAGACCCCCAAAACUCAUCUGAUUUAGUGAGUAAACUGGAGGCACAAAGUAAAGGACUAUGGAAGCUAAAAGAUGAUCUGAAAAAGCACGUGACAACUGCAGAGUUGCGGGAAAUGCUUGAAUCUAAUGAUCAAGAUUCAACAGGAUCAGAGCUUGAUUUGCGUGAUCGCUGUGCUGAUGGUAUGAUGUUUGGAGCACUUGCAAAAUGCCCUAUCUGUGCUGGUUCAUUACGUUACUCUGGGGGCAUGUAUCGAUGUCAUGGAUACCAGUCUGCAUGGAGCAAGUGUAGCUACUCUACUUGUGAACCAGAGCGCCUUAAGGGGAAGUGGAAAGUCCCAGAAGAGACUGGCAACCAAUAUCUUAGCAAGUGGUUUAAAUCACAAAAAGGUGCAAAACCUAUUCGAUUAUUGCCACCACCAUCUUCCAGUAGUGCCAAUGGCAAUCAAGCUUCUAAUAGUCAAUCACAAUCAUCAAAGGCUGAAAGCUUGGCUGAGUUAAGAGUUUCCUUCUGUGGAUUAAAAGAUUCCAUGGGAGAAUGGAAAAGAAAAAUCGAGGGUGAAGGUGGAGCUGUUCAUGCCAAGAUAAAGAAAGAUACUAAUUGCUUGGUUGUGAGUGGAGAUGUGGAUGAAUAUAAUACAGAAAUGAAGAAAGCAAGGAGGAUGAAGAUACCUAUAGUUCGGGAAGAGUAUGUGGUAGAUUGCUUUAGAAAACAGAAGAAGCUUCCAUAUGAUAGAUAUAAAGUUGAAGCCACUGGUGAGUCCACCAGCUUGGUCACCGUAAAGGUGAAAGGGCGAAGUGCAGUGCACGAAUCCUCAGGCUUGCAGGAUACAGGUCAUAUUCUUGAAGACAAGAAAAGCAUCUAUAAUACAACUUUAAAUAUGUCAGACCUGUCAACUGGAAUUAAUAGCUAUUAUAUUCUGCAAAUCAUUCAAGAUGAUAAGAGUUCAGACUGCUACAUUUUUCGCAAAUGGGGUCGAGUGGGAAAUGAGAAAAUUGGUGGAGUCAAACUUGAUGAGAUGACAAAAUCAGAUGCAAUACGUGAAUUCAAACGGUUAUUCCUUGAGAAGACAGGGAAUCCGUGGGAAGCCUGGGAACAGAAACUAAACUUUGAAAAGCAGCCUGGCAGAUUCUUCCCACUGGAUAUCGAUUAUGGAGUGAACAAAGAUAUGCCAAAGAAACCGAAGAAUUACUCGACCACUAAACUCGCUCCUCAAUUAGCAGAAUUAAUGAAGAUGCUGUUCAAUGUGGAAACUUACAGGGCUGCUAUGAUGGAGUUUGAGAUAAAUAUGGCAGAGAUGCCGCUUGGAAAAUUAAGCAGAAGUAACAUCCAGAAGGGUUUCGAAGCUUUAACAGAAAUCCAAAACCUGUUAAACAGUAGCAUGCAUGAUCCGUCUAUGAAAGAAAGCUUGAUUAUUGAUGCCAGCAAUCGUUUUUUCACCGUGAUUCCUUCUAUUCAUCCGCACAUUAUAAGGGAUGAGGACGAUUUCAAGUCUAAGUUGAAAAUGCUGGAAGCACUCCAGGAUAUCGAGAUUGCUUCUAGGUUGGUUGGGUUUGAUGAUGACAGUGAUGAAUCUCUUGAUGAUAAGUAUAAGAAGCUGCACUGUGAUAUUGCUCCAUUAUCUCACGAAAGUGAGGAUUAUAAGUUAAUUGAGAAGUAUCUUCUCACCACGCAUGCCCCAACUCAUACGGAUUGGGCUCUGGAGCUUGAAGAAGUAUUUUCACUGGAGAGAGAAGGGGAGUUCGAUAAGUAUGCUCCAUUCCGUCAAAAACUUAAGAACAAAAUGCUGCUGUGGCAUGGUUCACGGCUGACGAAUUUUGUUGGGAUACUUAGCCAGGGGUUGAGAAUAGCUCCUCCAGAAGCUCCAGCAACUGGUUAUAUGUUUGGAAAGGGAAUAUACUUUGCGGAUCUGGUGAGUAAAAGUGCACAGUAUUGCUACACGGACAGGAACAAUCCCGUUGGGUUUAUGAUUUUGAGUGAAGUUGCAUUAGGGGAGGUUUGCGAGCUGAAGAAAGCUGAAUAUAUGGAAAAACCACCUCGAGGAAAACAUUCGACGAAAGGGCUUGGGAAGAAAAUGCCAGCUCCAUCAGAACAUGUGAAGUGGAAGGAUGAUGUGGUGGUUCCUUGUGGGAAACCGGUGGCGUCAAAUGUGAAAGCUUCAGAGUUGAUGUACAAUGAGUACAUUGUGUAUGAUACGGCUCAAGUUAAGAUGCAAUUCUUACUGAAGGUGAGGUUUCAUCACAAGAGGUGAGAAGAAGACAACAUGUAGUUAUUCGAACGGAAGGAAAGUUGUACAGUCUGCAGUUCUGUCAUCAGAUCAGAAACUGCUUCUUUGUUUUUGUUAAUAUGGGAAAAGAAUUGAACUGUUUUGAACUCUCCUUUUUUGUGCAAGUCUUGAAAAGAUCUCAUUUUGAGGAAGCAACCCAGUAAGGAGGGAGAUCUUUUCUUUCUUCCACCCAUGUAAAGUAAAUGUGAUUUGCCUAAAAACAGUGCUUGAAUUGAAAUCUUUUGUGAUUAGACUUGAUAAACAGAUUCAGGACCGAAGUGAUAUAUUCUGAAAGCGUAAUCUAAGGAAAGACAGACUGAUUGAUCUC
This is a messenger RNA of Benincasa hispida (wax gourd), 3435 nucleotides long. RefSeq names its product poly(ADP-ribose) polymerase 2 (gene PARP1). Gene Ontology annotation, biological process: double-strand break repair; protein poly-ADP-ribosylation. Gene Ontology annotation, molecular function: zinc ion binding; NAD+ poly-ADP-ribosyltransferase activity; DNA binding. Lineage: Eukaryota; Viridiplantae; Streptophyta; Magnoliopsida; Cucurbitales; Cucurbitaceae. Gene Ontology annotation, cellular component: nucleus; nucleolus. The record is from RefSeq and is a predicted model, not a curated record.